Uloborus diversus is the source of this 7825-nucleotide messenger RNA. Its product is annotated as piezo-type mechanosensitive ion channel component-like. The record is from RefSeq and is a predicted model, not a curated record. The transcript is spliced from 43 exons. Bases 40 to 7497 code for a protein of 2485 amino acids. Lineage: Eukaryota; Metazoa; Arthropoda; Arachnida; Araneae; Uloboridae.
AGGCGAACGAGGUAGUAGGCAGUCCCUGAGCCAAAGGGCAUGGAUGUGAAGAAGGUGGCAAUAUUCUGCUUGUUCAGAAUAUUCCUACCUGUCGUUCUUCUCUGUGCUGCUGUGUUCAGAAUCAAUUUCUUUUCCUUUGUGUACCUCAUCUGUCUACUGAUAAAUCCUCUUUUAUCAGGUCCAUCUCCUCGUUAUUUGAAAGCUGUCGUAGGACUUAGCAGCAUAUUUUGCCUGUGCCAUGUCAUUUUUCAAACAGUUUUACUUAGCAUCGGAAAUUAUGUAUCUAGUUUUGAUUAUUGUGAUUGGAAAGGACGAUUAUUUGCACUAUUUGGCUUCCAUCGGCUGGAUAGCAUCAAGCCAGUUGAUUGCAUCCGUCUCAUUGCUAUUGAUUUCGUCGUUUUAUUUUCGGCCGUCGGCGUAUUUGUUGCAGUUGAAAAACUUCAGAAAGUGCAACCGACUUCCGAAAGUCAGGAUCUCAUUGAUGGAGACUGUAGUAGGAGGCCUGUUAAAAAGAGAAAGAGGCGGAGAUCUGAGGUCCUGUACUGGACAGGAGAAACUUUUGUUCUCUUAUUUCUAGCUGGUGCUGGGAUUUUGCAUCCAUCAUUAUCAUCUGCUGUUUAUUUUUUGAUUUUCUUAUUCGUCUGUACCUGGCUUGCUUGCAAUAAAAAAAUUGGCCGAAGAUAUUUGCAGACGAAAAUACCGCUUUUAAUUUAUUGUGCUAUUCAUUUUGUGACGUUGUAUUUGUAUCAAGUUGACUAUGUCAAAGAAUAUCUUCCACCUGAUAGUCUCUCAGUUAGGUUACUUGGCCUUCCUGAUUUUGUGGGACAGAACUGCACAACAGAUGCUCGUACAUUAGUCUUCCAUGAAAUGAGCUGGACUGCUUAUGCCAGCCCAUUUCCUGUCGAAGAGAGCAAAUAUGAACCAGCAAUAUCAAGGUUUGAUUCCAAGCAGAGUUCUCAACAUUCUCAGGGAAGCGUCCGCCGAAGGAAACAAUCAAGACGUAUGACUAGAGGACUUCUGGAGGAAGAUCACACUGGGAGGUCUUACCGCACCAUUGACAGCAGUGAUGCAGCUGUGAAAGAAACACUGGCUGUUGAUGCAAAUGGAAGUAUCAUAUGGACAAGUGAAAGUGAUACACCAGAACUGCUUCUUGAUCAAACUGAAGAAGAGAAGGUUGUGGUACCAAAGAGUUUUGGCUCAAAGUGUAAAAAAGUUUUCAGCCCUAUUCUAUCUGGUUUAAAGCUAAUUGCCAGAGGAAGCUACGUGGUCACUCUCAUUGUAAUGAUGACCUGGAGUAUUACAUAUCAUAGUUGGCUUACUUUUGUUUUGCUGCUAUGGUCUUGUAUUCUUUGGAUGUCUCCCAAUUCCCGGCAAGCUUGCUUGCGAUCCUCACCAGCUCUUGUUUUUUAUGCUGAAGCAUUGUUGCUUUUACAAUACAUUUUUGGCUUGAAUUUGAAAGAUGAUGAGCUUCCUUGUUUCAGUAAAAAUGUUGCUCAGAUCGGAUUAGUGAAGUAUGGAGAUCUUACAUACCAACCAUUGGCAAUAAAAAUGAUGUACACAUUAAUGUUUUGGAUAACCAUGCGGCAGUUUUUUGAAGAGCGCCGAGAAGCCCAACAGCAAGACAUUGCAGAAGCUGUGAAAAGGCACUUUAGCAUCGUUCCUUCGACAAUAACACCUAACCCUUAUAUAAGAAUAAUUGCUGAAUUUAUCUCCAAUUUGUUAACGAAGUACUGGAUAUGGGUUGUUGCAACAAUGCUGAUGGUGAUAUCACUUGGUGGAUCCGUGGUUGUUGUAUAUCGCAUAGUCUAUAUGUUUCUAUUCUUAUUCUUCAUUCUAAUGUUUCAGUUUUCUUAUAGAAACUGGCGGAAAAUAAUGUAUGGGUUCUGGCUUACCGUUAUUGUUUUUUCCAUGCUGGUUCUAAUUCUUAUUUAUACAUAUCAGUUUAAAGAUUUUGAUGUGUACUGGGAAGAAUAUCUUGGUGUGCCGAAAAAUCUUCAAAGAGAUCUUGGUCUUGAGUUGUAUGAUUCUGACACAGGGACGUUAUUUUUGAAGCUAUUGACACCAACUUUUUUCCUAAUCAUUACAAUAAUCCAGUUGCAUUAUUUCCACAAAGAGUUUUUGAUAAUAAGCGAUAUUCACUACAGGUCAGGAGAGAACUUAGCAGAUCGAACACAGCUCACUACAACAACAGACUUGCCAAAUGACAGCAAUGAGACGCACAUUACAAUAGAUCCUGAGCAUGUUGCUGAAAGGCCAAAAGAUUUAGAUCUUGGAGCCACCCCACGAAAGGAGUUCAUUCAGAGCUCUCCUGGGCUUGAAGUUUCAACACCUGGCUCUCAAAAGCGAGACGAUGCCGACAGUAAUCGAGCUGAAAGGGAAUUUAGAGCUGUGAAGAUUUGCUUGAAUAAUAUAUUUCAAGGUGUGCAGCAAGUGUUCACAUCUAUUUCAGAAAUACUAUGGAGAGUUUUAGAAAUACACAUCAUCAAAAUUGUGUUUUUAUCAUCAUUUUGCUUGGCUGCAUAUGAUGUAUGUUUCAUACAUUUAGCAUUUGUGGUUUUUGUUGUUGUGGCUCUGCCUGUCAAAUCACUUCAGAUCUUCUUCUCCCACUGCUGUUCUGUUUGGGCUGCUGCACUCUUAUUGUCUAAAAUGAUUUAUCAGUUGAGCAUUGUGUCCUAUUUAAACUGGCGAGUUAAUUGUACAGAUGUCAUUUUUGUCAACUCCUCAAGGGACAUACCUUUUCCUUUCAAUACCACAAUUGACAAUCAUGAUUGGAUUGGCUUUAAAAGGACACAUAACUUAGCAGACUACUGCAAAGGUUAUAUUGCUUUGAUUUUGGUGUUGACUAUUCAAGCAGUUGUACGAAUUAGGCAGGAGGUAAAGCGGAUACAUCUGAAUGAGCCUGAACCAAAAACAGGAGUCAUAUUUCCUGACGCAACUAGAUCAACGGCUGAUGAUAAUCUUUUAGAAUGUAUCAAGUACUUGGCAAACUACUUUUUUUACAAGUUUGGUUUAGAGUUCUGCUUUGUGACUACAGUGUCUUGCAUUGGGGUUCGUUUGGAUGUAUUUGCUUGUCUGUCUGCAAUAUGGUUAUGGUGUAUGUUUUUCUUGAAGCGGAGAACUCUUGCUAAAGUUUGGCCUGUGUAUGUUACAUACCAAUGCAUAAUUUUGGCAUUCCAGUACAUCAUUUGUCUAGGGCUGCCACCAGGGUUUUGUAUCGAAUACCCAUGGACAGAUGCUCUUAAAGAAGGCUUAGCAGAAUGGCUUUUCUUACCAAAUUUUCAAACUCCUCCAAGUUCUUCCAAAGUUCUUGCUGAUUUUUUUCAACUACUUUUUGCUUGCUGCCAAUUAUUUGUAUUCCAAAUAGAAACAUCACCAGUUUCUGAGCUUUAUGAAGGAGGAAAUAAUAAAGAAAUCAAUUUUGAUGUUCCUGAACCCAAUCCAAUUCCUGAUUUUGUUACAUAUACCAAAUCAUUCUUAGAUAUGUUCAAAGUGUUUGUGUUUUAUGCCUUCUAUUGGAUAUCUUUGGCUGUAGUCUUUACAGCUGGGACUGCAAGAAUAAACCUGUUUGCUAUGGGUUAUGUUAUAAGCUGCUUCUAUUUUCUUUGGAACGGCAAUGAGUUUUAUUUGAAAACAAGGUCUGCCUUGCUUAGAUUGUGGAACAUGCUGUUAGCUUACAAUAUAGGAGUGCUUCUGGUGAGCUGUUUGUUGCAGCUGGUUGGUUGCACAUACUUUGAGUUUCUUUUAAGAGAAAAACAGUGUUGGUUAAUACAGCUGUUGGGCAUUGCCUGUCAACAUAAAGUUAAACCUCCUGAAGAACAAGCUAAUAUAGACUGCAAGUUUGAACCAGAUCCGGGCCUUAUUUAUGAUAUCAUUUGUUUUGCGUUUCUACUUCUUCAAAGGCGAUUAUUUUCUAGCUAUUAUUUUCAACAUGUUGUCAAUGAAGUUAAAGCUCAACAAGUUUUAUCAUCCAGAGGUGCAGAGUUGAUUCAUGAAAUUCAAAUGAAAGAGGUUCAAGAGCAGCAAGCGAAUGAAAAGGAAAUUAUGGAAAGAAUUAAGAAGAAAAUGGAUCGUAUUAGGGCUUAUCAACAAAAGAUUAGAGGUGGAGAAAACAUGGAACCAGAAACACAUUUUCAAGCCAUCAGAUCAGGAGAUUAUUAUAUGUUUGAUGAUUUUUCGGAUGAUGAAAUAGACUUAGAACUAUCUGCUAGACAUAAGCGUGUUGAUGAAGAUGAUGAGGACUCUGCAGAAGUAAAAGAGAAAGGAAUAAAUGCGCUUCUACGCAAAACCAUCCAAGGCAAUUUAAAACUCGUGGAUGAACCGAGGAAAGAAUCUGGAGAAGUGGAUGAUGUAGAAGACUCAAGCCAACAAUCAGCCAUAGUCAGUGCUGAUCGAGAUGCUAUAGUUUCUUCUCAGAAAAUGUCUCAUAAGUCUCCAGAUCCUUUAACAAUUACAAGUAGUGGACCUACCAUGAGUUUGUCUUUGCCUCCCUCAGCUUCGACCACCUCAGCGUCAUCUCCCAAAGAAGGCACAGUCGCUGCUUUGAGCCCUCAAGAUGUAAAAUUGGAAGAUGAAGAGGAGAAAUUAGAUGAAACAUUUGUUGAGAAGAUUAAGAGAUGGUAUGCAUUCUUCUGUGAAUUUUUGGAUAGUGUUUUAAUUAGUGCCACUGCACAAUUGAACGCUGUGUCCAAAGAUUAUCGAUUUGUGGCAAGGCAACUUUCCAAGGAGAAGAAACUUCUUAAAGAAAGGUUUAUCAAAAAUGGUUCUUUUGAUAUGAACGAGGCUGAAAAGGAAAUAAAGUUUAAAGAAAUUGAAGCUUUGCCUGGUUCAUCCAAGGAUUUGAAGCAAGUUGCUGUUGUAGUUAAGAAAACCAAUUUGGAUUUCCUUGACAGCUGUGAACUUAUGGAUUCCCAAGAAGCAUGGGAAAAAGAUUUCAAAAAACAGCACUCAACUUUUGUACGUUUUCUAGUUGCUUUAUACUAUGCUGCAAUAUCUCGUUCGGAACUGCUUUGUUAUAUUGUCAUCAUUGUAAACCAAAUGAAGUCUGCAAGUAUUUUAUCCAUUCCCCUUCCAUUAUUUGCAUUUCUCUGGGGGACACUCUCUGUGCCAAGACCUACAAAAGCAUUUUGGAUUACAAUUAUUACAUACACUGAGAUCAUUGUGGUUUGUAAAUACCUGUUUCAGUUUUACUUCUUUCCUUGGAAUGAUAAAGAUCCUCCACCCAAUAACCCCUUUUACCCAACUGUGAUUUUGGGAAUAAGGAAAGAUGACAACUAUGCUGUAUAUGAUUUGUGUGUUCUCUUAGUUGUCUUUUUCCAUCGAUUUAUGUUAAAAAGUCUUGGAUUGUGGAAAGAUGCAGAAAAAAGCUUGAUCAUAUCCAAUGUAACUCCCGAAAGCGUAGUUUCAAAUGGAAAGGAUUAUCAUUUAAGUAAAAAAUUACCUCACAUACCUGAAAUAAAAAAAGAUGCAGCAGACUGUGAUGGUGACAAAUUAAUUCCGUGUCCAGAUGAUUGCUCUGAUGCAGAAGAUAGCGAAUCUUCCUAUGAAGAGCUACCAAAGUUAGAUGUCAACCAAAUUGUCAACUCAAUCGUAGACCCUGUGAAAAUGUUUUUUUACCAUCUUCUUUAUCCUGAGUACCGUGUUACUGUAGAUGUAUAUGCUCUUAUGUUUUUCUGCGAUUUCAUCAACUUCUUCAUCGUUGUCUUUGGCUAUUGGGCAUUUGGGACUGAAGGUUCUGAAGCUGUUACAUCAUAUUUUGAAGAAAAUAAGGUUCCAAUACCAUUCUUAAUUAUGUUGAUAGCUCAAUUUGCUACAAUUGUCACUGACAGAGCAUUAUAUUUGAGAAAAUAUAUAUUAGGAAAACUAAUAUUUCAAGUUAUAUCUGUUUUUGUUGUGCAUAUGUGGAUGUUCUUUAUUCUUCCAGCCAUUACAUCAAGGGAUUUUGUAUCAACUGGUAAUUUACCUCCCAAAAUGUGGUACUUUUUCAAAUGUAUAUAUUUGCUGCUUUCUGCACAUCAAAUUCGAUCUGGAUAUCCAACUCGUAUUUUGGGUAAUUUCUUCUGCAAGAAGUACAAUUAUGCUAACCUUUUCCUUUUUAAAGGAUAUAUGAUUAUUCCUUUCCUAUAUGAGCUUAGAAGUUUGAUGGACUGGAUUUGGACUGAUACCAGUAUGAACAUAAGCAAUUGGCUGAAAAUGGAAGAUAUUUAUGCAAACGUAUUUGUUUUGAAAUGUACCAGAAGAGCAGAAGCAGACUACCCAACACCUAGAGGUGCAAAACGCACUGCUCUGAUAAAGUAUGGUGUUGGUGGCUUCUUACUAUUUUUAAUCAUCCUCAUCAUUUGGUUCCCACUCUUACUGUUUGCAUUGGGCAACACGGUCGGUCGAAGCAACAUUCCCAUCAGUUGCACGGUGGAACUCUCCAUCACUGGCUAUGAACCCAUAUUUCAAACCACUGCCCUGAGGCAUCAGAUAAAAAGUUUCACUGAUGCCCAAUGGAAGCAGAUGGAAAAAGAAGUGGCAAAUUUGGCCCAUCCAUCAACCACCAGUUUUCUCACUGGAUAUGACAAAGAUGACACUGUCAUAGUUGAACUGAGCAACAAUUCAACCUCUGUCUGGACAAUCAGUCCUCCUAGUCAAAAGGCCUUGAUCGAAGAAUUGAGGGGCACAAAUGAGCUUAAAAUGGUGUUAUCGUGGUCUUUCAUGAGAGACAAAGAACUUCAUGCUACAGAUCCCAUUGUCAGAGAUCAAAAUGAACUGAACUUGACUGAUACUGGUUUGAGAGAUAGCUUGGCUAGAGCUUUGAGUGUAAACUAUGGUAAUGUUUCAACUAUUCGUGGAGCAAUUCCUGAAUCUACAAAUAUCCAGGACAUAUUUCCCAAUUUCGUCAAAAUACCUGGAAAAGGAACUGCUUCUGUUGUGAAACAGUUCUACAGCAAAGAAAUUACAAGAAAUAAAUCAUUUUUUGGUACAACGCCAUUCCGAGGCUUGAACAUAUCAAUGUGGACUGGAGAUAUGUUGAAUGACACUGACAUGCCAAAUUCAUCCAUAGCUCAUUAUGUAGAGUGGUGGGAAGUUCAAGAUGACUGCAGCAGUAAAACACCCUAUGGAAUUUUGGGCAUUCAAAAUUGUAAUUUUUUGAGAAUCAUCGCAUUCAGCGACAAAGCUUUUCCCUCAGAAUUGUCCAUUAUAUCUGGAUAUGGAAUUGUGGGGUUAUAUACCACAUUUGUUCUAGUCGUGUCUCGCUUGGUGAGAGGCUUCGUCGCAGGAACAUCCUUCACUAUUAUGUUUGAUGACAUGCCUUAUGUAGAUCGUGUACUGCAGUUGUGCUUGGACAUAUACCUGGUGCGAGAGAGUGGAGAAUUCACCCUGGAGGAAGACUUGUUCGCGAAACUCAUAUUCCUCUAUCGCUCUCCGGAGAUGCUCAUCAAGUGGACAAAGCCCCCUGAGAAUGUCCCGGACCCUGAAAAUGAAAACCGACAGCUUCCUGGUCUCCAACGAUAGUGGAAACCAGGAAGUGUGUGUCCAUUCAUGGCCGCACUUAAUUCUAAUAGGCCAUGACAAUCGCUGAGACUCAUGGCAAUAAGAGGGCGCAACAGGCAACCCCUGCUUUCCAUUACGUUGCCAUUAAUUGGUGGCUUCGGUUCAGCGCCUCUUGUGGUCAAAAUGGGCGACAUAUGAAGUUUCGAAAUUUUCAAGAAUUUCAAGAGCAGAUCAUAGUUGCAUCGGUGCAAUACAGAAAAAUCAUAAAUAGUUAAGGCCCUUAAAGCGUCAGCUCCAUCUAGUGGGGUCAUGGUCCAACGAUACGAAGCGUCCAAUGAUAGUGUAACUA